AUGGUCGAAGAACCGACGGACGAUCGCGAAAACGCGGAAGCGGACGAAGACGGCGCCUCCGCGCCAGUUCCAGAGAAGACACAAGUCGGCGGCUCACCGGUAUACAUCGUGGAAAGGAAACUCGGGAAAGGCGGUUUCGGCCAAGUGUACGUUGGGAGAAGAGCGACGACGUCGACGGCGAAAGGCGCGAACGAACACAUCGGUCCUGGAGCGAACGAAAUCGCCUUGAAAUUCGAGCACCGAUCGAGCAAAGGGUGCAACUACGGACCGCCGUACGAGUGGUCGGUGUAUAAUUCUUUAGGCGGAAUUUUAGGCGUUCCGAAAGUACAUUUUAAAGGGAGACAAGGGGAAUGGUACGUGAUGGUUAUGGAUUUACUUGGGCCUUCGUUGUGGGAUAAAUGGAACACGUGCGGACAAUCGAUGUCGCAAGAGAUGGUUUCGUGCAUCGCGGUGGAAGCGCUGGCAAUUUUGGAGAAUUUUCACAGACAAGGGUUCGUGCACGGGGAUAUUAAGCCGGAGAACUUUUUACUCGGACCACCGGGGACGCCGACGGAGAAGAAGCUGUAUUUGGUUGAUUUAGGUUUAGCGACGAGAUGGAGAGAUCCGGUGUGCGCGGCGCACGUCGAUUACGACCAAAGGCCGGACGUGUUUCGAGGGACGGUGAGAUACGCGAGCGUGCACGCGCAUUUGGGGAGAACGGCGUCGAGAAGAGACGAUUUGGAGAGUUUGGCGUACACUUUGCUGUUUUUGUUGAAAGGGAGAUUGCCGUGGCAAGGCUAUCAAGGCGAUAACAAAGGCUUUUUGGUGUGUAAGAAGAAGAUGGCGACGUGCGCGGAGAGUUUGUGUCGGUAUUCGCCGCCGGCGUACAGACAGUUCAUGGAGGCGGUGAUUAACUUGAAAUUUGACGAGGAACCGAAAUACGCGGCGAUGGCGGCGUUGUUCGAACCGUUGUGUGGUCCACCAGGGAGACGACCGAUUAGCACGGACGGCGCGAAGAAAGUUGGAAUGAAACGAAAAGCGACGGAUAUGGGCAACUUGGAAGAAGACGAUAAAGGAGCGGCGAAGAAGAAGGUUAGAAUUGGAAUUCCGGCGCAACAGUGGAUCACCAUUUACAACGCGCACAAACCGAUGAAACAAAGAUAUCACUACAACGUGGCCAACUCAAGAGUGGAGCAACACAUUGAAAAAGGCAACGACGACGGUUUAUUCGUCAGUUCGGUGUCUUGCGCGCAAGAGUUGUGGGCGUUAAUCAUGGACGCCGGGACCGGGUAUUCCGCGCAAAUGUGGAAUUUGAGCACGCAGUUCUUACCGAAAGAAUGGAUUUUGGAGCAAUGGGACGAUGGCUAUUACAUCACCUCUUUGGCUGGAUCGACGACCGGGUCCGCUUUGGUCAUCAUGUCCAAGGGCACGCCGUACACGCAACAAUCAUACAAAGUUUCCGACUCGUUCCCGUUUAAAUGGAUAAACAAAAAAUGGAAGGAAGGGUUUUACGUGACUUCCAUGGCCACAUGUGCUACGAGAUGGGCUAUUUGCAUGUCCAGAAAUGCCGGUUUAGUAGAUCAGUGUGCGGAGUUGGAUUACAUGUACCCGUCCGAAGGCAUCCACCGCAGAUGGGAUUGCGGUUUCAGAAUCACGUGUUGCGCGGCCACUCCGGACCAAGCCGCGUUCGUUUUGUCCAUCCCUCGUCGACGACCAGGAGACGAGACGCAAGAGACGCUGAGAACGUCCGCGUUUCCACGAACGCACGUCAAGGAAAAGUGGGCGAAAAAUCUCUACAUCUCCGCGGUCGCGUUUGGCCGCACCGUCAGUUAA
Bathycoccus prasinos is the source of this 1812-nucleotide messenger RNA. RefSeq lists its product with no specific name. Gene Ontology annotation, biological process: signal transduction; endocytosis; peptidyl-serine phosphorylation. Gene Ontology annotation, molecular function: protein serine/threonine kinase activity; ATP binding. Gene Ontology annotation, cellular component: nucleus; cytoplasm. The transcript has 2 exons. Lineage: Eukaryota; Viridiplantae; Chlorophyta; Mamiellophyceae; Mamiellales; Bathycoccaceae. The record is from RefSeq and is a predicted model, not a curated record. Bases 1 to 1812 code for a protein of 603 amino acids.